AUGCCUGUGAAACUGAAACAUAAGAACAACAUCCAGAAACUAUGGUUUUCUAAGAAGCGAAAUGAUGUCAUUCGAAAAAGUAUGGUAAAUGUUUUUAUCCUUAAGUAUACCUAACUCCUGUAAAGACCCGAUCACACUUGCAAUUUUCGCUGCGAUUUCAGGGUGUUAGCCAGAAAAAAAAGUUUUGUCCGUUAAACGUAAAUUGGGAAAGUUUUUUUGACCGAUCAAAGUCCUUGUGUAGAAAUAAAUAGUUGUUUUUUUUUCCAACGUGUUUCUCCUUAGAUGCAAACAACGGUAACUUGGUUUUGUACACUGAAACCAUACCGGUGAAUGAACACUGAAAAAUGCACCCGAUGGCAUUUCGUUUUGUAUAUUUAACUUCAAUGAACAUGGAUGCACACCGAUUACACUUUGUUUUGUACAAAUAAAACGUUCUUUGAUAUAAUAAUAUAAAAUCAAACGCAAUGCACUUUCUCAUCAGAAAAAAUGAAAAUCUUCCAGUAGACCCAGUUGGGAAAGCCCCUUAGCUACUUUAAUUGACCAUUUGCGUAAUAGACUAAAUUUUGAACUAAACAAGUCCAGACAAAAAUUUCAUCACAGCUUGAAGGAGCAUCACAAAAUUAGUAAUAUUCCAAAGUUUCGUUGCAAAAUGUUGUAAAAUGCGGAAAAUAUAGCCUUGCGAAAUUUGCAAUUUUCAGUCAUUUUAGAUUACAAACGGGAAAUCGACAGCCCCAAACCCUUCGAGGCUGUCAAUUUCCGGUUUGUAAUCUAAAAUGACUGAAAAUUGCAAAUUUCGCAAGGCUAUAUUUUCCGCAUUUUACAACAUUUUGCAACGAAACUUUGGAAUAUUACUAAUGUUGUGAUGCUCUUUCAAGCUGUAAUGAAAUUUUUGUUGAGAUCAAAAUUUAGUCUAUUACGCAAAUGGUCAAUUGGGAAGAGUCCGUCUUCCGGACAGUAUAUGGGCUAGCUAACACCCUGGAUUUCUAGUGCGAUUUUCGUCUUCUGAUGGAUGUGAACGAGUGGAUGAGCUAUGAAUGUUCUGAGUUCAUGUACCCUCAUCUCAACAUUCAUUACAUAUCAUCUCCUCAUUCAUAUGGCGUAAAAAAAACUCCUGUGGUUAUUAUUUUUAUUAUUAUUUUUUAAAAAUAUUUUAAAGCGGUAGCUCUUCAAGGCUCGUAGGCACCUGUACUAAGUUUGAAAUUCGUUGUCUUGAACCAAUAAUCAUGUAUUCAGUUUUAUCUUUGUUAAGUGUAAGUUUGUUUGCAAGUAACCAUUGGUGUAUAUUUUCUAAGUCCACGUUAAUGCGUUCUUGUAGUUCGUCAUUUGUUUUGCCAUUGGUUGAAACAUUUGUGUCAUCGGCAAACAUGCUUGCUAAAGAUGAGGUCAGGCAGUUUGGCAGGUCGUUUAUAUAUAAUAAGAAAAGAAGUGGCCCAAGAUUAGAACCUUCCGGUUUCAUAUCGUGAAAAAAUUAGGGUCGGUAGGUCGGAAAUAAAUUUUUUUUUUGAAUAUGUUUUUCAUGGUUUUGGUGGUUUUUUGCUGGGCGAUUUACAGUAGAGUCCUGGCAUCAAUAUUAACUAGAGAUUCGUAUUUCCUAUGGACGAAUUUAGGCAAUUUGGUUCAAUAAUUAGUGUGACAACAGACGCCAUUUUGCCACGCUGUAUGAGCAGCCUGCAACCACCUGGAGAAAAUAGGGUCGCACGGUCAAUCGCGUUGAAAAAAUAAUAGUGUCGGCAGAAAAAAAAUAGGGUCGGUCGGGAACCGGAACCACAGGUAUUUUUUUACGCCUAUUCAUCAGAAGAGGAAAAUCGUAAGUGUAAAAGGGCGUUAAGUGUCAUCAUUGUGUAAACUUGACCACCAUUUGCUGCUCUGUAACGCUCAUCAAAACUAAUACUUACUCCAACAAUUCGUUUUCAGUUUCCGCAAAAGAAGAAGCGAUUCGCGGCCAGCUCUACGCGGGGAUUGACGUCAUCACAGGCCAUGGUGUUGGUCUAUCAGGGGCGAGCCUGGGUGUCCUGAACAUGCUACCAUAUAUACAUGCGUUUGACACGAAGACUGGCAUGCCUUAUGUUUGUGAUCCGGACAAGAAGAAGCCUGAUAAGAAGAUUGACAAUCGAUGGAAGAUGAUUGUACCGCCUUGUCCUGAUUUCAAGAAAUGUUUGUUCCCGUGGAAUGAAG
Messenger RNA from Paramuricea clavata, 2175 nucleotides. The record is from the annotation of a GenBank genome assembly. NCBI's taxonomy places the organism in Eukaryota, Metazoa, Cnidaria, Anthozoa, Malacalcyonacea, Plexauridae.